Molecule: messenger RNA, 1921 nt
Organism: Humulus lupulus (European hop)
Lineage: Eukaryota; Viridiplantae; Streptophyta; Magnoliopsida; Rosales; Cannabaceae
Exons: 4
Coding region: 768-1559 (263 amino acids)
Source: RefSeq, a predicted model, not a curated record
AACAAGGUCUGUCUUUCUCUCUCCUUUCAGAAAGAAAAAUAAAAGAAAAAAAGAAACUUUGAUCCAAAGAGAGAAGAAGCGUAGAAGUUCCACGCAUACAAACUCUCCAUCAAAAACAAAGGAAGAGUCCACAACGCCACCAAACUCUCUUUCUCUCCAUCUCUCUCUAUCUUUCUUUCUUUCUCUCUCUUCAAUGGCCCAGCUGGACCAAAAUUUAUGUAAGAAGGAAAAACCAAAAAGAAAGAAAGAAAGAAUGAAUGGGAAAGAGAAGAUAGAUAUAGAUGUAUGUAUGUGUCUUCAAAUGUCCUCCAACCAAACCCACCUCACAUAAAACUCUCUCUCUUGUGUAAAAACAUGUUUGCCACAAAUACCCUUCUGCAACCCCCCAAAAAAUCCCAUCUUCAUCACUGUCUUUCAAAAGAGCAUUAUUUUUCACCGAGCUAUGUGGGCUUUUUUGGGUUUUUGUUGUCUUGGUCAGAGUUUCACAGAGAAAACAGGAAAGCAAGAACCUUCUCCCUCCUUCCCAUUCUCUUUUCUAACUUCCUAUUUCUUCUUUGUUACCCCUCUAUUCUCUCUCUCUUUCUUUCUCUAUCUCUCUUUGUUUUGCUCUUUCUCUAUCUCUCUCUACCUCUUCGUCUCUCUCAAUUUUUCUUUUCUUGCCCAUCUCUCUCUUUCUUCUCUUUUCUCUUUUCCUUGUGUUCUUUCUUUCUUCCUCUCUGUAAUUUCUGGCUUUAGGUUUCUGGGUUAUUCUAUUUCUACUUUACACAAUGAUGAAGAAGAAGAUGAAAGGGGUUGCAGCCAUGGAGACUCCUCUCUACCCUGUCUAUGAGGAUGCUCGGACUAGGUUUAAGCAUCAAAGUCUUAUGCAAGACUAUCAAGAGUUGGAGAAGGAAACCGAGGUCACUAAGAAGAGAUUGAAGCAUAUGCAACAGAGAAAGUUGACCCUUUUGGCUGAAGUCAGAUUUUUGAGGCGAAGGUACAAGUACUUGAAUGAGAAGCAGCCUAUGAACAGCCACCAAAUUCAAAGGGAUCAACCCCAGUUGCAACAUCAUGACAUCCGAAGUACCAAUGUGACCAAGGGAAAAAAGUAUAGCAAAAACAAAAAGGAAUCAUCUUUCCGGUACCCUGCAAUACCGCUAGACUUGAACCAAAAGGAAAUGAAUCACAGUGGAAUGGAAUCCCCUUUGCAAAAAUCUGCUCCAGUUUUGGACUUGAAUCAGAAAGUGAAGAACCUCGGUGGAAAAGAGGCUAGUGUGCCGAAUUUCAGACCAACUUUUGACUUGAAUCAGCAGGAAAGAAUUCAUAGUGGAAAAGAAGCUUCCAAGAGGAAGAACACCCCAAUCUUUGACUUAAACCAAAUUUCGGGUGAGGAGGAAGAAUUUCAGGCAAAUGUUGAGCCGUUUAGAAGAGAAGAACCGAAGAAAGGUCUCCUUAAAAUCGCUAACGAGGAGCAGCACAACGAUAUGAAGUUACUAGUUUGUAGGAACAUUGGCAAUGGAUCUAACCGAGCAGGAAAGAGGAAGAUCACUUGGCAAGAUCAGGUGGCUUUAAGGGUUUGAUUUUGUUGGAUCAAAAUAUAGUUUGAUGGGGUUGGAAAGUGUUGCCUUGUCUUAUAACUCUAUUCCAUGCUUAACUAUCAUUCUUACUUUUUCUUUACUUAUCUAGUUCUCCUUCUUUUUGUAAAGUUUGAAAAAUAGUUGCAUAUAGUGGAUGUGUAUAGAUGAAGUGGUGGAAUUGAUGCUAAGGAAUCAGAUUAAGUAUUUUUUUUUUUCCUUUUCAUUUGGGGUGGGGAGGAACGUGUAGUUAUUAUGGUUUUUGAGACUGCCUUUGCUGAAAUUAUCUAAGAAAGGGAUUUUGGAAUCUUUGCAAUCCUUGCACCAUUGGAAAUGGUUUGUGAUAUAUACCAAAUUUUGCUUGUUUU